Molecule: messenger RNA, 780 nt
Organism: Blepharisma stoltei
Lineage: Eukaryota; Ciliophora; Heterotrichea; Heterotrichida; Blepharismidae
Source: the annotation of a GenBank genome assembly
AUGCGCUCUUCAAGAGGCAGAUAUAGAUUUUCUCGCUUAAGAGGAAGUUCGAGGUUAGCAAACCCUUCCACAAGAUAUUAUCGAAUUCGAAAUUCAGAUUCACAAGGUGAACAGAGAAGCUCAAAUAAUUUACUCCAUCAUGAAUAAGGAAUAUUUUAAAUGUGGAUAUCAAAAAAUGCUGCAUAACAUUUUCUAUCUUAAAUAAUUUUUAAAAAUUAUUAUUAAGUUCUACAUUUGUAUUUGGGAAGUCAGAGAGAGGACGAAACGGUAGGAGACCUAGGAGAUAUUCUUCAAGAUAUAGAAACGGCCAAAGCAGUUCUUCGAGGCUUGAUGAUGGCUGCAAAACUCAAUACCAAGGACCAUGGAGGGUAUAUGGAUAUUUUCGCUGUGAGAAAUGCAAGAGAACAUGGUCAAGCGGCAAUAGUUGGGCAAACUGUGGACAGCAAUGUCUUAAAUGCAACAUAAAUGUAUAAUAUUUACAAUUUAGUGAUGGUUCAUAGCCAAAAUUAAAUGGUCGCCGAUACUGAUAAAUAAAUCUAUAUAUUUGCCUAAUCAUUGCGAAAAAGUAUAUAUCCUCACCUUCAGACUCCAUUAAUAAGAAGCAAAACGUCCAAAAGUGAAGGACCUGAGAAAGCUCACAAGAGCGAUUUAUGUGAAAAAUGCAAGCAAUUAGGAUAUAGCUGCUUACAAUACAUUGAAGAGCUUAAAAGUAAGCGCAAUGCUUUAAAAUACACUGAAGAGCUUAAAAGAAAUAGCGAUCCUUAUGUUGAUGACGAUUAA